AUGGAUUAAGAGUCUAAUGAAAUUUUAGAAUGGAGACAAGAUGAUAAUGAUAUAGAAAUACUUAAGGGAAUUGAUGAAUUAAAGAAAUUACUUCCUAAAAAUUUGGCAUCGAAAGUUUAUUAAAAAUUUGUAGAUUAAAUUGAUAAAUCAUUCAAUGCUCCUGUUGGAAUAAAAGAAUUAGAUAUUAAGAAAUUAGAAUCAGAAGAUUGUUUCAACAUUUAUAAGGGCCUAUCUACUUUAAGAAAAUUAUUGUUAUAAAAUCCAGAUGACGAUAAAUUGAAUAAAAUAAUUUAAGCAGAUAAAAAUUUAGUUCCUAAGAUUAUUAAACUAGUAGAAAGUAGUGAAAUGUAAUUAAUAAAAUAUGAAUCAGUUUAUACUUUACUUAUCUUAAUAAAUAAUUAAUAUUUUUAAAAAUAGAUAAUUAAUAAUAAUGGAAUUAAGGUACUGUUAGAUUAAUUAAAAUCUCCACAUUUAUAAAUAUCGACUUAGGCAUGUACAGCCUUAGGAAAUUUAGCACUUGAUUAUUAAAAUAGUAUAAUAAUUCAAAAAAAUGGGGCUGUUGAAUUAAUAUUGAAUAUUCUUUAAUAAUUAAAAGAACCUAGACAUAUUGAACUUUUUUGUUGGAGUUUGAACAAUAUAAUGUUAAUAAGUACAACAGAUAUUUAAAAAGAUACAAUUGAUAAAGCUUUUAUUACACUAUGUAAUUUGAUUAAUAAACAUGACGAUGAAUUAACUCUUCUUGGAUGCUUUAAAAUAUUUUAACAAUCUCUUCAUUUUACAAAAGAAAAUUAUAAAAUUCUAAUUUAAAGUUAAGCCAUUGAUAAUUUAUUAAAAUUAGCUCUAAGUCAAAAUAAAAAAAUUAGCAAAGCCUCUUUUGAUUUGAUAAGUGGAUUGUUAUAAUCUAAUAUAGAAUUAUUAGAUCAAAAUUUAUCAAAGAAAUGCUUAAAUUUAAUGAAUAAACUUCUUCAUCAUUAACAAAAAGCCAUUGACAAAGAAUCUGUAUACUUUUCUAUUUUAUCAUUUUGUAAUGGUAAUGAAAAUUAAUAGAUAAUGUUAUGUAAAAACAAUACUAUGAUUACAUAAAUAAUCAAAUUUGUAAAAGAUAAUAAAAGUGAUGAAGCUAGAGAAAUCAUCUCAAUAUUAGCACUGUUUUCACAAACCAAAAAUUUAGAAAUUAUACAAUCACUUAUUAAAGAAGGAAUUGUAUAAGUGUUAAUUCAAGGAUUAUAAAUUGAUGAUGAGGAUGAAAAAGAAGAACUUAUUAAGGCAUUAUAAAAUAUCCUUAAAAGUAAAUAUUUAUUAUUCUAUUUAUUAGUUUAUAAAUAGAUUUCAAAAUAGAAAUUAUUAAAUAAAAAGUAGAUUGAAGCUAUUAAAAAACUACCAAACAAUAAAAGUAAAACUAUUAAAAGUCUAUUAAAAUAAUUAUUCCUUCUAUUGGAAUGA
This is a messenger RNA of Paramecium sonneborni, 1443 nucleotides long. The record is from the annotation of a GenBank genome assembly. Lineage: Eukaryota; Ciliophora; Oligohymenophorea; Peniculida; Parameciidae.